Aspergillus campestris IBT 28561 is the source of this 1377-nucleotide messenger RNA. RefSeq lists its product as uncharacterized. Bases 1 to 1377 code for a protein of 458 amino acids. Gene Ontology annotation, molecular function: orotidine-5'-phosphate decarboxylase activity; orotate phosphoribosyltransferase activity. Lineage: Eukaryota; Fungi; Ascomycota; Eurotiomycetes; Eurotiales; Aspergillaceae. The record is from RefSeq and is a predicted model, not a curated record. Gene Ontology annotation, biological process: UMP biosynthetic process; pyrimidine nucleobase biosynthetic process. The transcript has a single exon.
AUGGAUUCGCCUACCCUUGAGUCGUCGGUUUUUCCCGAAAACCGUCUGAUCGCCUACCUAAACCACUUGGCGGAAAAUAAACCAGGGUUACCGUACGGCUUGCCCGUCUCCGCAUCUCCCUCCCACACCAUCACCACCACCGACGAUCUAGUUCACCUCACCUCUCUGAUCGGUCCGCACAUCGCCGUUCUGCAACUCAAUGCCGACAUCAUCGAUGACUGGUCGGAUGAGACCGUCCGCCAGUUGACCGCGCUUGCCAAGCGGCAUUCGUUCUUGAUCUGGGAAGCCGGUCGCGUUCUCAAUUCCACCGUCGACGUCGUCGGCCGGCAGAAAUCCGACACGCGCGAGGUCCGGAAUGAAUUGAUCGAUAUGAUUCGGAAAAGAUACACCAAGGGUGUCGUCAAAGCAGCGUCCUGGGCCAGUCUCGCAACGGCGUGGGCAUCGGGCGUCGCGGUGGAUAAUCAAGAAGCGGACAUCCUAAUCCCGACCCUGAAGGCCGCCGCCCGAGAGGCCGUCGCAGACUCGGUGCGAACCAUCCGAACGGAGAUCACAGCCAAUGGCACGAACGAGCGUCCGUCAAGUGUGCACGAAUCGAUACCCAAGAGAGAUGACGACGGCUCGCCCCAACCUUAUCUCACCUCCGACUACGCCGCGGGUGACAGCGGACUGGCGCUCCCUCCCCGGAAGGCGUCGACGAUCUCGCUGACCCAGACGAUCUCACAACACACGGAAGACUCGACAGAAUCGCUCCUGGACAUCGACACAACCGAACAGAUCGAGAUCUCCGAAAACGAGCAAGCGAUCUCUUCCACCCCCCACGGUAACCUUCCACCCCCGCCUAUCCUCGCCCGUGGUCUUGUCCUCCUCCUGCCCGCCGCGUCCGACACCUCCUUCACAAGCGAAUACCGAGAGAGCUGCCUCGCCGCCGCUCGCGCCAACCCCGAUUUCGUGAUCGGCUUCCUCUGCAGCCUACCGUGGCAUCUCGUCUCGAGGACGGAUGACCUAUUUGACCCCGUGACACCCGAGGCCAAACAGCCACUGAGCCCGUGCUCAUCAAACGGCGACGCCGAAGAGACGCUACCCUCCUUCGCCCUGUUUUCUUUCGUUUCCCACCGGAUGAACUCCCUAAACGGCAAGCAAAUCGACGACUACGCGGACGACGACGACGACGACAACCACAACAACCAGGUCACCAGCGUAACAGUAGACUCGCCAUCCGACCCUGCAAGCCCCCUAGCCGUCAAGCUCCACUCGAUUCUCGCGCAAGCCCUCAAAUUCCGCGACGCGCCCCAACGGGACUCCAACACUGCCCAGACGAGGCGGGCACCGGGGAGUAGGCCUAAGAUUAUGCAUAUCCCCGUGGUUUCUCUACCGUGA